AUGAUUGCCAUGAGAUGUUUAGUCCCUCGGUCUCUGGAUCAAAAAAUCUGGUGUCCAUUAGAGUACACUCCAGAAGAUACACUCAAGAGUGCAAUAUUUAUUAAUAGAGAGAAUGCCUUAACCUCCGAAGAAAAACCUAUAGUAGUUACGUCAAUUUGCAGCAAUGAUGACGAACUCAAAGUUAGCUUGUCACAGUUUGAUUUGAAAAACUCGAGUCAACCAUACUUUACAGACAAUGAUGAUCACCCAAUCCCCAAUGGAUCUCAGAAUGAAACAGCUAAAGUAGAUGGGAAGAUACAAACUGAGCAGUCCGAGAUUUUGCAGUCGAGUACGUUCGAAAACCCACGGAGUAUACAAGAUGAGUCCAGUGGCUCGGAGAGAUCGCGUACAACUAAUGGCGAUGGUGAUUCUGUGUUUGUAGGUGGUAAACAACCCUCCAAGCGCCGUAUGAACCCAAAGAGGCCAGCACCUUUUCUAAAACGACGUCAAGGUGUAUCAGCCUGGUGUAGUAAAAUACGGAAACAAGGCCAACCAAUCACAGAUCCAGCACGUGAGUUACUCACGCGUCAGUGUGCAAAUUCGCUGCAAAAGCCAGUUGUCCAAGAUUGUUCAGCAAGUGAACAAUCUAAGUCAGAAGAUUCAAAGUCACUACCGACAAAAAUGAAUAACUCUCUUUCAAGUCAAUUGAAUGAUAAAAAGCAAAUUUUUUCACUGUGUGAAUCAUCAAGGAAUAAGUUGAAACCGAAAGUAUCCUCCUUACAUUAUAUGAAUACUGAUUCUGUGGAUCUUGAUAAAGAUGAUGUAAAAAAGUUGAAAAGGGAAACUACUACUACUACUACUUCAGGAAGAAAUGAUAAUCUUAUCGAAAAUGACGAUAAUAAUGCUUACUCCUAUCAGAAUUCUACCCAUCUGUUAGCUAAAUCAACAGUGAAUUCACCUGAUUUACAAACCUCAAUCAAUCAUUUAUCAGUUGAAUUAAUGAAUAUAAAUUUGAAUGAAUCACACAAAGAAGCAAUUGAUUUACAAGAGUUUGAAUUACUUGAAGAAUUUGCUGAAACUUCAUCUUUCUCUAGUUUGCCAACAAUAUUUAUCUCUAGACUGAAUAAAAUGAAUUUAUGCCUACAAAAUAAUCAGAAGGAGUACAAAAAAGAAGCAUUUGAAACAGAUCAAUCUAGUUCCAAAUGUAAUCCUAUCGACUUGUUAAAAGAUGAAAAGCCUAUUUCACUUGUACAACUUCAUUCUAAGCAUGACUAUACUUCAAUUGAAGAUUAUAAUAACUUACAUAAUAAAGUUAAUUUUAAAACAACCAAUACACAAGCUAUCAACUUGAUAAAUACUUCAAACAUUCUAGGUAGCAAUAAUGAUACAAAUAUAAUGAAUAAAAGAUGUAAAGUAACACCUUCUCAUUUAAUAAAAACAUCAGUUCAAACAUCAUUAGAAAAAUCUAAUGAUCAACAGUCAAUUUCAAGGGGACAAUUUAAUUCAGUACCAUCAUCUAAUCAUUAUGAUUUUGAUGAUACACAAUCAUGGAGUUUCAGUGCUUCAGAAUUAAAUGAUCCAAAAAUAUCUUCUCGAUUUGAUCUAUCUGAAUCAUCACUUAUUAACUGUGGUGAUUUCGUAAAUCAACCAAAUGAAUCGAUUGUACUUCAUCCCACAUCACUAUCUGCUUCAAACGAAACCAAUUCAUAUUUACCUUAUCAUAAUGCUGAAAAACUUCAAGGAAUGAUUUCUGUUGUUAGAGCUCCUAAUGCUUAUGAAACAUUCUCAGAAACUGAUAAACAGAAAAAGAUAUCUGUUGUGCCGCAUGAUGAAGAUGAUCUAGUCAAAUCUACUGAUGAUUUUGUUGGAAGUUUCAAAGAAGAGCCAAAUAAUUCUAUUGGACAAGAAACUAGUGCUGUUGCUCCUGUUGGAAAUGAUCAAAGUGUAUUGAAACAUUGGAUUAAUCAACUAGAAAUAGAAAUUAAACGUUUUAAAGUGGAAAAUGCUAAUUUAAAUAAACUGAAAAUAGAAGUUCAAAAUAAUUUACGGCAGAUAGAAUUAGAAAAAAAUUGUUUUAUUAACAAUAAAAUGAAAGAACAAAAAGAAUUUGAGGAGUAUAAAGAAGCUGAAAUGAAGAAAUUGAAGAAGGAAAAAAGAGUUUUAGAAGAAUAUCGACGUGCUUUAAGAACUAUGCCAAAUAAGAAGGAUCGUGAAGAAAUUGAACGACUUAAACAAGAACUUGAAGAAUCUCGAACAGAUAUGGGUAAACGUGAAGUUCGAUGGCAUUCGGCGCUUAGUCGUCUACGUACUAGAAUUGAAGAAUUAGAAACUGAACGAGAUGAACUUAAAAGUCGUAUCAUCAGGUUAGCAAAAUUACAAAUAUCCUCGAAUACAUCAAAUCCUAGUAGACAACGAUCAUCAUCACUUCGACAGACAAUCAACUCAAUCUCACAAUCCAUCAGUCUAGCACCAUCAGUUAAUGGAACCAAUCUGAAGACGACAAGUGAUACAUACCACCGUUCAAGACAACCACCGUGUACACGUUCAUCAUCAUCACAACAACAACAUUAUCUCGUCCUGUUUCAAGAUUGA
Molecule: messenger RNA, 2571 nt
Organism: Heterobilharzia americana
Lineage: Eukaryota; Metazoa; Platyhelminthes; Trematoda; Strigeidida; Schistosomatidae
Source: the annotation of a GenBank genome assembly